Messenger RNA from Punica granatum (pomegranate), 2595 nucleotides. NCBI's taxonomy places the organism in Eukaryota, Viridiplantae, Streptophyta, Magnoliopsida, Myrtales, Lythraceae. The record is from RefSeq and is a predicted model, not a curated record.
CCAGCAGCACUAGGCGCCUUGUGCUCAAAUUCCCUCCCUUGUUUCAGGGAACAAGAGAAGAGAGAAACCUGAGUGAGUGAGAGUAUCGCCAUCACAAAAAAAUAUGGCAGUUUACGGCUCCUCCUUCGCAGCCGGCAGUCAUAGCCUCGUCCCGCGGAUAAACGACUCGCGCUCCGAUCGCUGCAUCCCCGCCAAACAGUUCUGCUUGAGAGCAUCUGCAGCUGCAAGUUGGAGGUCAUCGCCAUCAGAUGGUGAGGAAAGGAAAAUGAUGAUCCAGAAAGAGAAGGACGGAUGGAAGAUCAACUUCUCGAGUGGCAAACCCGCCACCCCGUUGCUUGACACGGUCAACUACCCGGUUCACAUGAAGAACCUCUCGACCCAGGAUCUUGAGCAACUAGCAGCAGAGCUGAGAGCGGACAUAGUGCACUCGGUGUCGAAAACAGGAGGCCAUCUCAGCUCGAGCUUGGGGGUGGUGGAUCUCGCGGUGGCUCUCCACCACGUCUUCAAUGCCCCUGAGGACAAGAUCCUAUGGGACGUUGGGCAUCAGGCCUACCCGCAUAAGAUUUUGACAGGAAGGAGGUCUAAGAUGCAAACUCUCAGGAAGACGUCGGGGCUCUCGGGAUUCCCCAAGAGGGAUGAGAGCGCUUACGAUGCGUUUGGUGUUGGCCACAGUUCUACCAGCAUUUCUGCCGGUCUUGGAAUGGCAGUGGCUAGAGAUCUUCUCGGGAAGAGCAACAACGUCAUCUCCGUGAUCGGAGAUGGAGCCAUGACUGCAGGGCAAGCCUAUGAAGCUAUGAACAAUGCAGGUUACUUGGAUGCUAACCUAAUCGUGAUACUGAACGACAACAAGCAAGUCUCUCUGCCCACCGCCACCCUGGACGGGCCCGCAACCCCAGUCGGAGCCCUCAGCAGUGCUCUCGCCAAGCUCCAAGCUAGCACAAACUUCCGCAAACUCCGCGAAGCUGCAAAAAGCAUCACCAAGCAAAUGGGAGGACAGGCACACCAGGUCGCGGCCAAAGUGGAUGAGUAUGCAAGGGGAAUGAUCAGCAGUUCGGGCUCAACUUUGUUUGAGGAGCUCGGCCUAUACUACAUUGGCCCAGUGGAUGGCCACAAUGUUGAAGAUCUCGUUACCAUUUUCGAGAAAGUAAAGGCCAUGCCCGCUCCAGGACCUGUUUUGAUCCACAUCAUCACCGAGAAAGGGAAAGGCUACCCACCCGCUGAGGCUGCUGACGAUAAAAUGCAUGGAGUCGUGAAGUUUGACCCGAAAACGGGCCAGCAGUUCAAGUCAAAAUCUUCGACCCAGUCGUACACGCGAUACUUUGCGGAGUCUCUGAUCAAGGAAGCCGAGGUGGAUGAUAAGAUCGUGGCCAUUCAUGCUGCUAUGGGAGGUGGAACAGGACUCAACUUCUUCCAGAAAAAGUUCCCGGACCGAUGCUUCGACGUCGGGAUUGCAGAGCAACAUGCUGUCACGUUUGCAGCAGGACUAGCCACAGAGGGUCUCAAGCCAUUCUGCGCCAUCUAUUCCUCAUUCCUGCAACGUGGGUACGAUCAGGUCGUCCACGACGUAGACCUCCAGAAACUGCCAGUACGCUUCGCAAUGGACCGGGCUGGUCUAGUCGGGGCAGACGGGCCAACACAUUGUGGGGCAUUCGAUAUCACGUACAUGGCUUGCUUGCCAAAUAUGGUGGUCAUGGCUCCUUCAGAUGAGGCUGAGCUCAUGCAUAUGGUGGCUACUGCAGCAGCCAUCGAUGACAGACCGAGCUGCUUCAGAUUUCCAAGGGGUAACGGAGUUGGAGCAACUCUGCCUCCAAACAACAAAGGGAGCCCGCUCGAGAUCGGAAAGGGUAGGAUCUUGGUGGAAGGGACGAGAGUAGCUCUUCUUGGGUACGGCUCUGCUGUUCAGCAGUGUCUCGAUGCAGCAAAUAUGCUCGGAUUGAGAGGCGUUCCCAUAACAGUCGCCGAUGCGAGGUUUUGCAAGCCAUUGGACACCGAGCUCAUCCGGCAACUGGCCAAUCACCAUGAAAUACUGAUCACUGUGGAAGAGGGUUCCAUCGGAGGAUUCGGCUCGCACGUCGCCCACUUCUUGAGCUUGUCCGGGCUUCUUGAUGGACACCUCAAGUGGAGACCUAUGGUGCUGCCCGACAGGUACAUCGAGCACGGAUCACCCAAUGAUCAGCUCGAAGAAGCAGGAUUGACAUCGACGCAUAUAUCAGCGACAGUUCUAUCCCUCUUGGGACGGACCAAGGAAGCUUUUCAGUUCAAGAGAUGAUCACAAAACAAAGGGCCGAUUUCUUCUCUCCGAUGCUUCCUCUGCUCGGGUGCUACCGUGAUCCCAUUCCCUGCACAGGAUUGCCAAAAAACUCGCACCCUGGAACUAAUGUUUUUCCGUAAACGAUUCAUCCACAACCGAGGAAGACUGGUUCAAACGGAGAAAGGAGAUCACUAAAUUUUGGAUAUCGUAAAUUCAUUUAUCCAAAGGAGACUCCUUGUUCCUUUGUACUCUCUAUCCUGUACUGUACACCGAAAAAUAGAACGGUAUUUUUCACAAACGACGACAUAAUAUACACAUUCAAUGCAAUCGUUAUGUCCUCUCUA